GUUCAACUUUUAAAACAUACGAUUGUUUUUAUCACUCCCCGAUCACCUACCACACACAGUAUUUUUCUACUUGCACACAUGUGUAUUCUAAGUUAGGACUUUAGAAAAGCAGUUGGGAUUUCCAAAUUCUUAGUUAUCACCUUAGAAAUCACCAAAUAUGUGAGGCAAUUAUAUUAGCCAAAAAGUAGGCACUGCAAGAUUUCUUGACUUAAAACAUCUUUUGAAGUCUACUUCUGUAUCGCUCCUGCUUACUAUACCUGCUGACUACACUUCAAGCCACAAGCACAUUUUAAAAUGCAAUCUUGGUGGAAAGUGAAACUGGUGUAUGAAUGUUGAUUGUGUGUGUGUGUGUGUGUGUGUGUGUGUGUGUGUGUGUGUGUGUGAAUGGCCACCCUUCUCAAGGUCUAUACCAAUGGAAAUAUUGCAUCUAAAGCAACAGUUCGAAAUCAGUCUCCCCCCAAAAGAAAAACAGAAAAAUAUAAUCUUAAACAAACUCGUAAAAGAGUGAAGAAUCCAUUUCAGUAGACUAACCAUGAUCAUUUUAGGCUGUACAUACAUCCGAAAUGGUGAGAACUCAUGAAUGAUAAACAAAUUCCAAAUAAGUUAACCAAUUCCACAAAAAUUAUUUAUAGUAAAGUAUAGGUAUUAUCAGUAUUCCUUGUACUAUAAGUCUAAUUCCUAAUUUAUCACCAGUCAAACAUGGAAGAUAUGAUAAAUAUUUUGUGAUUGUGGAGAAGAUUGUUUCUCAAGUAAUGCAGUAUUCCAUCCUACAUUGCAUAUACAUGGGAGUAGAAAUCAACUUCAUACUUUCUGUAGCCUCUUGAAGCACAAUAAUUUGAAAAGACAACUACAUCGUCAGUACUUUGGCAUUUUGGUAUGCGGGUAAGGAAAAUUUUCUCGUGCUUAGUAUGUGUGGGGUCCUGGUUUGAUUUCCAGCACUUCAAAAACUAAUUAAUGGAGUAUAGAGUUGGACCAAAUGUCACUGUGUUCAGUAACUUUGUGUAAUGGGCUUACCCUGAGAUCAAUUUUCCCAAUUCCAAAGACAUUGCAUUAUAACAGUGUAGCCCACGGGUAAAGAAACGAUGUGGUCUAUUUGUGUUGGACAUGGAGAAUCAUUUCCCCGGAAACUUUUCAGAAUGAAUUGAUGUAGUAUAAAGAAUAGAAUAGAAACUAUACAAUAUGGAAAUGAGAAAAAAGCCAUUUAGCAGGUUGCCUUGUAUCUGUGCUACGUCACUGAGCCAGUCUUCUCAAAUGAGUAUCUCCUAAAGAAGCAAUAAAGAUUCUCUUUGGGGGGUUGGGGAUUUAGCUCAGUGGUAGAGCGCUUGCCUAGUAAGCACAAGGCCCUGGGUUCGGUCCUCAGCUCCGAAGGAAAAAAAAAUAUUCUCUUUGUUUUUCUAAUCGCAAUGCUAACAUUACCAGGAAGAAAGGGUGUCUGAGGAAUGGGACAAUCUGCCCAAACACAAACAAAUCAUUUGCAACGGAACUGAUGAUUCCAAACACUGUGAAACAACAUUGAUUACCUAGUAAUGUAGACAAAUUAUUGCAAUAAAUAAAAGAGGAGUAACAGUAGUUUCAACAUACCAUAACCAACAAAGAAAUGAUUUGUGAAAUUCAUAAUCUAGUAGACACCAAGGCAAGACUAAUGUCACGUUAGUUGUUAAAUUCUCAUUCAAAAGGGUAACUAACACUUUGCUUUAAGAAAAAGUGCAGGGCACGUACAGUAACUAAAGAAUGGACCAUUAUAAUGUAGUUUUAUAUAAAAAAAAUCAAAGCGACGCUUCAAGCAUCUUGACAGAAUAAAAAAGGCAUAUAAAAGAGGUAUUGAAAUUUUGUUGCAAGAUAUGUGAAUAUUAAAAUAAGACUUUGUAGUUAUGCACAAUUAUAUUAUUGAGGGUGUGGAGAGGAAGGUACCAAACAGCAGAGGCUGCAGUUUCUUAGUGCGAACUCUGGGCGCCGCUGUUGGCCUGACUGAAGAGGCUGAAGCUCCACAUCUUGCGCAGCCGCAGAGCUCUUUCCAAGGCUUCCUUUCUCAGCCUUCUUUGCACCGCUUCUUUCCGAGCAAAAGAAGAAUCCUUUCAUGGACUAGAACUGGUACCAUAGUCCGUUUGGAGCCCGGAAUAUCCGCACCACGGAACUUCUUCAUAACCCGGCGUCUCCAGGCUGGUGAGCAAGCAAAGGGGAGCAAGAAAGAUGCGGGAGGGCGCUGCUGAGAGACGCCGGGGACACAGGCGGCCAAUGCUCCUUCCCUUCCUGCUGCCUUUGUUCUGCCCCGCGCUCUCUGAGCAGAUCCGUUACAAGAUCCCCGAGGAAAUGCCCAUCGGCUCGGUAGUGGGAAACCUCGCCAAGGACCUGGGCUUCGGUGUCCAGGAGUUACCGACGCGAAAGCUACGUAUCAGUUCUGAGAAGCCUUACUUCACUGUGAGCUCAGAGAGCGGGGAGUUGCUAGUGAGCAGCAGGCUGGACAGGGAGCAGAUUUGCGGGAAGAAGCCGGUGUGUUCUCUGGAGUUUGAGGCUGUUGCUGAAAAUCCUUUGAACUUUUAUCACAUGAGCGUGGAGCUGGAGGACAUUAAUGACCACACACCAAAAUUCGCGCACACAUCUUUUGAAUUGCAAAUAAGUGAGUCUGCUCAACCGGGUACUCGGUUCAUUUUAGAAGUAGCAGAAGAUGCAGAUGUUGCCUUAAAUUCCCUACAGAAUUAUAAGCUCUCUCUUAGCCCUAGUUUCUCGCUGGUGAAUAAAGAAAAACAAGACGGUCGUAAAUACCCGGAAUUAGUAUUGGAGAAAAUUUUAGACCGCGAGCAACAGAGUUACUACCGAUUAGUCCUGACAGCCUUAGACGGCGGGGAUCCUCCCCUAAGUGGCACCACCGAGCUUCGGAUCCAAGUCACUGAUGCCAACGAUAAUCCCCCUGUGUUCGACCAGGAAGUAUACAGAGUCCGCCUUCCGGAGAACGUGCCCCCAGGCACAACCGUAGCACGCGUGACAGCUACAGACAAGGAUGAGGGCGUGAAUUCGGAGAUUACUUAUUCCUUCCACAGAGCUGAGCAAGUGUUUGGCCUAAAUUCAAAGAGUGGAGAAAUUACAACACAGAGAACACUGGAUUUCGAAGAAACCAAAGAAUAUUCUAUAGUAGUGGAAGCGCGGGAUGGCGGAGGCCUGGUUGCCCAAUGUACAGUUGAAAUUAACAUUCAAGAUGAAAAUGACAACAAGCCAGAAAUUACAGUCCAUUCUCUGUUAGAAACGAUUCCAGAAAACGCACCUCCGGGAACACUAAUAUCUUUGAUCAAAAUACAUGACAGAGAUUCUGGGGAAAACGGGGAGGUUAAUUGUCGACUAGACAGUGAGGCGCCCUUUAAAAUUAUCUCUUCUUCCAAAAACUCAUAUAAGUUGAUGACAGAUAGAGCCUUAGACCGAGAACUGACUCCAGAAUACAAUGUCACCAUUAUGGCCACUGACGGGGGCAAGCCACCCCUUUCCUCCAGCACAAAAGUCACCCUACACGUUGGUGACGUCAAUGACAACGCUCCGCUCUUCCACCAGGCCUCCUACUUGGUGUACAUAGCCGAGAACAACCCUCCUGGAGCCUCCAUCGCUCAUGUCAGUGCCUCCGACCCAGAUUUGGGAUCCAAUGGUCAUGUCUCCUACUCCAUCAUAGCCAGUGACCUGGAGCCUAAAUCGCUGUGGUCCUAUGUGACCGUGAACGCGCAGAGCGGAGUGGUGUUCGCACAGCGCGCCUUCGACCACGAGCAGCUCCGCUCCUUCCAGCUGACACUGCAGGCGCGCGACCAGGGAUCGCCCGCGCUCAGCGCCAACGUGAGCAUGCGCGUGCUGGUGGGCGACCGCAAUGACAACGCGCCACGCGUGCUGUAUCCCGCUCUCGAGCCCGACGGCUCUGCGCUCUUCGAUAUGGUUCCGCGCGCCGCCGAGCCUGGAUACCUGGUCACCAAGGUGGUGGCGGUGGACGCCGACUCCGGACACAAUGCCUGGCUGUCUUACCAUGUGCUGCAGGCCAGCGACCCCGGGCUCUUUAGCCUGGGGCUGCGCACAGGCGAAGUGCGCACAGAGCGUGCCUUGGGCGAAAAGGACGCUGCGCGGCAGCGCCUGUUGGUUGGUGUUCGCGAUGGUGGGCAGCCGCCCCUCUCAGCCACCGCCACACUGCUUCUAGUAUUCGCUGACAGCUUGCAGGAGGCCCUGCCAGACCUCAGUGACCGCUCACUGCCCCCUGAUCCGCAAGCCGAGCUGCAGUUCUACUUGGUGGUGGCCUUGGCCUUGAUUUCUGUGCUUUUCCUCCUGGCUGUGAUUCUAGCCAUUGCACUUCGACUGCGACACUCCUCCAGCCCCUCUGUGUGGAGCUGCUUUCAGCCUGGAUUUUGUUCUGAAUCUAAACCGGUGGUUUUCCCCAAUUAUAGUGAGGGUACUUUGCCGUAUUCCUAUAAUCUGUAUGGUGCACAUGCUGGAAAGACCGAGUGUAAUUUCCUAAAAUGUAGUGAGCCAUUGAGUUCAGGACAAGGCCUUCUUUGCCCUGAGUCUUCCGGGGCCUUGUUUCCACUUUGUGAUUCCAGUGAGCCGACUUCCCACCCGGAGCCUCUAACGCCGGUGAGUUCCGUUUGA
Rattus rattus (black rat) is the source of this 4611-nucleotide messenger RNA. Its product is annotated as protocadherin gamma-B5-like. Gene Ontology annotation, cellular component: plasma membrane. The record is from RefSeq and is a predicted model, not a curated record. The coding region runs from base 2191 to 4611 and encodes 806 amino acids. The transcript has a single exon. Gene Ontology annotation, biological process: homophilic cell-cell adhesion. Gene Ontology annotation, molecular function: calcium ion binding. Lineage: Eukaryota; Metazoa; Chordata; Mammalia; Rodentia; Muridae.